UUGAAAAAUUAAGGCCUAAAAAUAAUUUAACUGUUGUACGAUUUAAUUAAUUAAAUUAUUAUUAUUUUAUUUUAUUUUUUUUACAAUAAACGUCACACUUAGUAAUUUUGAAAGUAGUUUCAUUAACUCAAAACAAUUGUAAUAUUAAAAAUAAACGCGUUUCCUUGUUAAAUGUGUGAUACAAUUUCAGAUAUUCCAAUGGCAUUCGCCAACAAUUAUUGCAAUGAUAAAAGACGAAUAAGAUUUUUAAUAAACGAAAACGUCAAAUGUAUUGUAAAGUUGCAAGAUCUUCAUAUGUUUCAAGCUUUAAAAGCCACCAAUAGUAGCGUCUUAAGUAUGGAGGAAACAAUUAAUGCCACGAAGAGCGAAUUUCAUACAAAUUGGACUUUGGUCAUAUGCGAUGACAAUCAAUGCCGAGCAUAUAAUAAAACUGGUGAUGAACCUCAUUGUACCGAUAUUUACUGCGAGAACAUCGCUACUACUGUGCAAUAUAAUUUCUAUUAUUACAAUUCAAGAAUCACAAAAGCUGUAUUAAAAUGACACGUUCAGAAAGUGUCCAUGCGAAUUCCUUUUAUAACACAGACUAUUCAAGUAAAAUUCUAUUUAAGCAACGAUUCUAUAGAAAAUGUCAUCAAAUUAAGCGGCAAUCCGGGAUACAAUUGGGGUCUACCAAUUAUAAUAUCGAGUGCCGAGAGUAACCAUACACUGCAUUUCUUCAAUAAGACUCAUGAGAAAACAAUUCUUACGUAUCCAUAUAACAGAAAUGGGAAAUGUCUAUCAUCAAAUGUUAGAUACAACAUAGUUCAAUUUGGACACAAUAAAAGAAGCAAAUGCAGAUACCACAUACAACAGAUCGACUUAAAAAAUGGCACGACCGCUUGUCAUUUGAUACAAAAUCAAAUAUUAAAUUUACUGGGACUAAAUUCUACACUCUAUAUAUCGCCGUAUGGUAAUCCUGAACGUCUAAGCGACGAGCGAUGGCUACGAAUGCAAAUCGUAAGAACCUACAUAUAUGGGGUGUUCAAAAAUAACGAAUUGAAGUGCAACAACAUUAUAGCGAGAAUCGGAUAUGUUAUGGCGUAUGAAAGUGAACAACUUGUAUAUGUGAAGGUCGAAGGCACCGCACAAAACAUAACAUUCGACAUAGAGGACAUUUCGACAGUGAUCACCGUAGACACGAGCUUUUUAGAGCUGAGAAAAUCUUUAGAAUUCGCCGGCGCACCGCAACUAAACAUAAACCUGCCGAAAAACUUCUUCUAAUAUUCGAGAAAUGCUAAUAUUCGCUUUGAUAAUAAAAUAAACGUUUUGUAUUAA
This is a messenger RNA of Pieris napi, 1314 nucleotides long. Its product is annotated as tectonic-1-like. Gene Ontology annotation, biological process: cilium assembly. The transcript has 2 exons. The record is from RefSeq and is a predicted model, not a curated record. Lineage: Eukaryota; Metazoa; Arthropoda; Insecta; Lepidoptera; Pieridae. Gene Ontology annotation, cellular component: ciliary transition zone.